AUGCCCGCCGAGAGCCUUCUUUUUGCCCCAAGAUGGCGUCGAUGCGGGAGAGCGACACCGGCCUGUGGCUGCACAACAAGCUGGGCUCGGCCGCCGAGCUGUGGGCGCCGCCGAGCAUUGCCUCGCUGCUCACCGCCUCGGUCAUCGACAACAUCCGCCUCUGCUUCCACGGCCUCUCCUCGCCCGUCAAGCUCAAGCUGCUGCUGGGGAUCCUGCACUUGCCCCGCCGCGCCGUGGACGAGAUGAAAGGUGCACUGACUGAAAUUAUCCAGCUCGCUACUUUGGAUCCAGACCCCUGGGUCUUAAUGGUGGCUGAUAUUUUAAAAUCCUUUCCAGAUAUUGGCUCCCUUAACCUUGAUCUGGAAGAGCAGAACCCCAAUGUUCAGGAUAUCUUAGGAGAACUGCGAGAAAAAGUGAGUGAUUGUGAAUCAUCAGCCAUGUUGCCUUUGGAAUGCCAGUAUUUAAAUAAAAAUGCCUUGACCACAUUGGCUGGACCGCUUACACCUCCCGUAAAACACUUCCAGUUGAAACGGAAACCCAAAAGUGCCACUCUUCGAGCAGAACUCUUGCAGAAGUCUAAUGAAACUGCGCUACAGCUCAAGAAGACCGCUGGAGUAUCUUUUCAUGCCAAAGGAAGAGGAUUGGUUAAAAAAAUUGAUACAACAACUCCACUCAAAGGAAUACCAAAGCAAGCUCCUUUCAGGAAUCCCACUGCUCCAAUUGUGUUUAGCCCUGCAGGAAAUAGAACUCCCAUUCCAUCCUCAAGAGUGCCUCUAUGCAAGGAGAGAGGCGUAAAGUAUAUAGAUAUCAAAGAGCUGAAUAACGUUGUUUCUGGUCGGGAAGCCAAAAGAAGAAGGAAGACUUUAGAUACAGAUGUGGUGGCAAAGCAAGCAAAGGAAGAAACAGUUGUAGAAAAUGCUACUCCAGAUUAUGCUGCUGGGCUUGUGUCAACUCAGAAACUUGCUUCCCUGAACAAUGAUCCUGCGCUUGCUUCUACGAGUUACCUGCCUGCGGCGCCCAGUGCUGUGCCGCCCUCCUCUUAUGUCCCGAGUCCUGACCCCCAGCCAGCUGGAUCCAUUCGGGAACCCUUGCAAGUUAAAGAGGUUAAAGAGGAAGCUGCUUCAGCUGCCACAGCUGCUGUCCUGACUCCGUUUAAGCAAAGGACGCCCAUGUAUCAUAGUCAGUCGAACAUAACUGUUGCCGCAGCAGCGCCAACAGAGUCUCCGGUAACUCCUCCGGUCACCUCUCCGGCCACGCAGGGACCACCAGCCACUCCCCAGGAGGCCCCCACCAAGAAGGGCCUCCGUCUAACAAAGGAGCAAUUGUUUGCAGCACACGAAAUAUUCCAGACAGCAAACAAAGUUACAAGGCCAGAGAAGGCUCUGAUACUUGGAUUUAUGGCGGGAUCCAGAGAAAACCCAUGCCAAGAGCAGGGCGAUGUGAUCCAGAUCAAACUCAGCGAGCACACAGAAGUCUUGCCCAACACCGAUGGAACCGGAAGCACCACCAUGCUGGUGGACACCAUCUUUGAAAUGAACUAUGCAACUGGCGAGUGGAGCAGGCUAACGAAAUACAAGCCAAUUACAAAUGUUUCUUAAAUAAUUCAGUAACAGGAAGAUGUAGACCAAAUAGAUCGUAGAAUAAGCCAGCUUGUACAUUAUGUGUCAACUAAACAGAACAACGUUCCUGUAUAUGACUUGUAACCAGCCAGUGUCAUAGCUAUGGUUGGCUGAAGUAGCAGGACAAGACAAAAUGGCAGCGCAUGUAUUUUAUUGUAGGAUUGGGGAAGGAUGCAGUGAUUCAUAGUCUUCAGCAGCUGGACAGAAAAGAGGUUAUAUUUCCAUGCCUUGAGAAAGAAUAGUAAAGAAGGAUCUUCUAAUGAGGCAGAUUUCACAGCAGGGACCUCAGUGCCAUUUCUUUUUCCCCAUUUGUAGCUGACUGCAAGUAGCGUUUGUCAUUUUGGGUGGCCCUCAUUGGGGUGAUUUCCUGAGGUACUGUGAAAGCCUGCAGGGUAGUCCCUCUUUCUUCUGCUUCUCAUGAUUGCACAAUAGCGGAUCUGAGUUGCCUUGGUAACAUCCACUGCCCAAGUGUCUGUACAUGGAUUUGUCAUAUAAAUAGGCUACCUUUUAACAUGUAUACAUAAAAAAAUAUAAACUCAAAGGUUACAGUCUCAGUGGUGCUAAUGUUAGUUAACUUCCAUAGUGUUGAAGUUGAAUGAGCAACAUUUGCUCUGCUGCUGUAUACUCUUGAAAUGGGUAAAUUCCAAGCAUUUGAAAUCUGAUGCUUCAGGCUAAUCUAACUAAUUCCAAGAACUUAAAGGAUUCUCUUGCCUGAUGGAACUGAACUGAACUGGUACCUUUUCAGUUUGUUGAAUAUUGGUGGAUGUCAUAAUGUGGUGAAGCUUUUGGGGAACGUCAUUCCUUUUUAAGCAAGUCAAAACAAUAAUUUGGCACCCCUUCCUUACUUUGUAACACCAUUGCUGACGGAUGGAUCUGAGAUGGUUUAUCGCACGUGGCUCAUUUUCUGCCAAACGUUUUCUGGGGAUUUAGUUGGUCAUCUUAGGGCUGCAGGGUAUCAUCAGGAGUGAUGUUCCUUGCAGGCACUCCAACCUAUCAUUAUUGCAAAUGUAUCUCUUCUUCCUGACAAAAGCUGAGGGCCUUUUAGGACAGUUUUCUAGUUUCUAAGCUCCUGGGGAACUUCACUUGUAAGCCUUUGAAGUUUAAGAAUUGACAGCUCAAUAGUUUAAUCAUUUAUACAGAGAAAGAGCUAAAGAAUUUCAUUUUUUUCUGUUCAGUGAAAUUGUUGAGAUGGUAGGGGUUUUUUUCUUUAAAUUAAACUGAAGGUCAAGGGAAGCUGUUUGGGAUAGGUGAGAAAGAAAAAGAAUUGUGCUUGCCCAAGCUACAGAUGGAAAUAAAAUAUUAGCAAAGUUAUUUUGGUUCUUAGCUCCUGAUAUGAACACCCUCUGGAGAAUCUUAAGCUAGAAAGAGGGAAUAUCGGCUGCCUUUUAUGUUUUAUUUUAACAUACCUGAAUUAUGUUUUUUGUUGCUGUUGUUGCUGUUAGAGAAUAUCAGAACUCUUCUGGAAUAGUAUGUUUGGCUUGAUAUUUCUUGUCCCAAAUUUGAUUGCUUGAGACAAGAGUGUUACCUGCCUUCCCAUUCCUUGACUGUAACAUUUGUGUCUAAAUUAUACCCAGUGAGCAAACCAGAAUCAGGAAAGCAUCACAAAGGGGUAAUUUCAGAAGAAGUUCCUUGUGCAGCUGCAUUUUAUUGGGCAUUUCAGCCAGACCUGAACCUAGAAGCAGGGUUUUAAACUGUAGGUCUAGUUUUACCAAAGUAGUAAAUUUUAUGAAAUAUCAACCUGGCUUGUUCAGGUUAUUUUAAGAGGCAACCUGGCUAUGUUCUUUUAACAUUGGAGGCCUCUGCCCCCUCAUUUGCUGGCGUGUAGUGUCACAUGUUCUAGCAUGAUCAAGUGCUAAGACAUUAACCAUUUGUUUGAACAUCAUGGCCAUCUCUGUCCUGAAGUACAUUACAUUUCAUAUAUCUUUUAGCCAGCAACUUGGUUUAAAGUUAAAAAUGAUAGUUUUCUGUAGAAUAGUUGUGAAGACUUACAGCAAUACAAACUAACAAAAGUGUUCAUGGUUCUCUUAAAUAAGGGAAGUGUCAUCAUCUCAUUCUAGAAUACUUCCAUUAAUAUUUUGCCAGGGGGAUGGGGUGGGUGUCAAAAAAAUCAGGACGGCCACAGCUGUGUGAUCAGAGCAUGUAAGAAAGGGCCAGGUCUUUGAUUACACAGUUGUGGCCACCAUCUUGACUUUCUCACCACCCCUGCAGGCACCCCUGUUGGAAAAGCAGUAGCUUCCAUGCUAUCAUCUGUGAAGGAAUUCGCUCAGAUGAAUUUAAAUGACACAGACAGUAAGAUUUAUUGUAUGGACUUGGCAUAUCCGACAACAAAGAACGUUUUUGCCUCACCACGGCAGAAUGUCAGCCGUGCAUAGCCAGCAACUGUUACUUGAGUUAGAAGUUCCUUUAGCGUCAGAUAGCAAUGAAACUCCUGAUGGUGCAACCCAGAAAUAAUAAUGUGGACAUCCUGCUCUUCAAAGAGAUUCCUGUUAGAUCCCCAUCUUUGCUAGGCUCUCGGGAAAUCUCAAUCCAAUUUUUAAAAAUUCGAUUUGGGCUGGCAAGUGCUGACACUGUAUAUUGAAAUUAAGGGAUGCAUCUGCCCAGGGUGAACCUUAAGAAUAUGUUCUUUCUUGGAUCACUGUUCCUGCACCUUGUAUUUUCAGGUUAGGGUAAGGCUCCCUGGAGAGGGCUAGAAUUAAGUCCUGCAAAGGCAGGAUGGAAAGGGACAUGGGGUGGGAUUGAGAAAACACAGACAGUCCGGCAGCCACCCGGGUCUCUCUGAACAAGCAGCAUAAUUACUCAAAGCAACAGGGCUCUCUGUGUCGUCAUGCUCUGCUUAAAAGGAACUGUUCUGAUUCUGACAGAAGAAGACAGACGACAAGUGCUAUCCACCAUUCUAAUUUUUUUCCCCCCAGGAAAAAAAUGUUUCAAAGUCUGAUUCUAGUUAUGUGAAAUAUCCAGCAGUCCCAAGCACCAAAAGAGCAAAAGAGUUACUUGUAGAAAAACACACAGCCUUCCUCUUGGCCUGCUGGUUAGUGGCAGGGGGGAGUGGUGGCCCAGAGGUUCUUUGGCGCCUUGGGUCUUCCCUUGCGAAUCAUGUUGCAGUGCCCCCGGCCACCGCUGGCACCGGAGAAUAAGGCAGAGCUAGUAACUGAACCCAGAGGGAGUUUGGCACCCUUUUAACAAGCAAUGUUGUUUUGUGAAAUGUUGCAUACAUAGUAGAGCCGGCCAUAUGUUUUCUAUCUAUUUCGUUUUUGUACAGAUGUAAAUGCAAAACCUCAUGUCCUUGAGUAUGUAUUUUCGGCAUAAUAUCUGUAAUAAAGUUCAGAUUUUUCUAAGUA
Molecule: messenger RNA, 4957 nt
Organism: Candoia aspera
Lineage: Eukaryota; Metazoa; Chordata; Lepidosauria; Squamata; Candoiidae
Gene: NELFA
Product: negative elongation factor complex member A
Exons: 11
Coding region: 33-1598 (521 amino acids)
Biological process (GO): negative regulation of transcription elongation by RNA polymerase II
Cellular component (GO): NELF complex
Source: RefSeq, a predicted model, not a curated record